Clonostachys rhizophaga is the source of this 3201-nucleotide messenger RNA. NCBI's taxonomy places the organism in Eukaryota, Fungi, Ascomycota, Sordariomycetes, Hypocreales, Bionectriaceae. The record is from the annotation of a GenBank genome assembly.
AUGGGCAGCCCACUACCAAACCGACGAUCCACACUUCAAAAUUGGGCGCGAGAGUAUGAGACCAAUGAUCCCAAAUUCCGAGUAAGCUGGCUGCUCGGUCUGAGACCCGCGCUGCGCCGCACGAGAAGGAGGGGUCCCAGAUUACGGAAGAGUGUCGAGGGUGCCGAGAGCCAGGAAGUGUCGUCUUCCGACGAUGAGAGCGCCGACGAUGCUUCGGGUAAAUAUGAUACGUUCAUCGGCGUGGCUAUGAUGUUUGGGGACGAGCCAUACGAGGAGGAAAGCAGCGAUGAGGAGGAGGCCCAGGAACAGGCUCCAGCACAGACGGACCAGGAGCCCCCUGUGCUUGCUACGCCUGAGUUUCUCGAACUGUGCACCAAGAUGGAGGAUCUUCUUGCUGAGAUAGAACAAUCUUCGGCUGAGGAUGACGAUGACAAUGAGUCUAUUGACGGACUUUCUCCCGAGGAGCGAGAAGACGAAUCAUCAUCUAGAAUGGAGUGGUUACGUCAAAAGACUGUCGAAAAGGCAGAGAACAAGUAUCUUGACAGGAUCAUGUCCUUGCCGGGGCUCGAAGAUGUAAAGGCCAUGUUCUUGCACGCCAAAGCCAAGAUUCAGGCAUCGACAAGAAGGGAAACUUGCCUGAAAAAGGAGAACUUCGAUGUAUGCUUCACCGGAGGCCAAGGCACGGGCAAAUCGACAUGUGCAAACCUGUACGCCAAGUUCCUAGUCUCAAUCGGUCUUUUCAAGCCUCCCGCUGGAAACACCGGCAUCCACAAGGCAUCGUCGUAUUACUUUGCGAAGACAUCUACUUUGGAGAGCAUGCGCCAGAUAUCUGCUACAUGUGGAGGUUGUGUCGUGGUGCUUGAUGAUGCCCAUUUAAUCGAUAAGGACGAUUACAACUUGUGGAGUUUCUUCACCAGAGCAAAAGAGCUCCCGGGCACCAUUGUGAUCGUUCUGGCUGGCGAUGCAGAGGCCGGGUUGACGGAUCAGCUCACCCACCGUGCUGUUGUUGAACACCACUUCCCUGUUUACAAGCUGCCGAACUAUUCUGAGGAAUUGCUCCGUUCCAUUUUCCACGGCAUGGUACGGAAGUGGUUCAACAAGAAGAUGAAGCUCGCUGGAGAGGUCGAUGAUUUAUAUGUCAAGAUUCUCAUCCGCAGAAUUCUCCGUGGCACAUCAGAAAAGAGCUUUGCAAACAUCUGGCCGUUGAAGAAGGCAUUCGUCGAGGCUUGCAAACGUCAGGUUGAACGAUUUCACCACGCGAGGAGGGAAGGACUGUAUCUUGAGGAUUAUUUCUUGAACAAGGAGGAUCUCUUGGGCAAGCCACCAUGCCUCAAACCCGAGAAGAGUUCGGCGUGGAAGGAGCUUCAGGGGUUACUUGGACUGGAAAACGUCAAGCAAUCAAUCCUCUCGGUGGUCCAUCAAGUCAACCAAAACUACGAGCGGGAAAUGAAGGGGCUGGAACCUCUCUAUGCCUCGGCCAAUCGUGUCUUCUUAGGGAGCCCGGGUACGGGGAAAACUACCGUUGCAAAGCUCUACGGUAAAAUCCUGGCCGAUUUCGGCCUCCUUUCAAAAGGGGAUGUUAUCGUCAAGAACCCGAGUGAUCUCAUUGAUCGAUACAUUGGCGGCUCAGAACAGAAUACCAAGGAAGCACUUGCAGAGGCAAAGGGCAGUGUACUGAUCAUUGACGAUGCCCACAUGUUGGAUCCCGGAAAACGAAGCACUGGCUCUAAGAAUGGUGAUUUCCGUGGCGCCAUCCUUGACACUCUGGUGGCAGAGGUGACAGGUGCUCCAGGGGAAGACAGGUGCGUCAUUCUCUGCGGAUACUCGGCGCAUAUGAAAGAAAUGUAUGCCAACUGCAACCCGGGAUUUGCGCGCCGCUUUCCUCUCGAUACCGCAUUUGUGUUUGAAGAUUUCGACAUAGACACGCUUGGGAAAAUAUUCGAUUAUAGACUUGAGAAAGAGAAGUUGGUGGCAACAGAAAAGGCAAGGCAGGUCGCCAUGGACAUGUUGAGCCGAGCAUCAGUGCGUCCGAAUUUCGGGAAUGGAGGUGAAGUCGUGAAUCUGAUCUCCAAGGCUAUCAUGGCAAGAACGAAACGGAUGGCCGACAACAUGGAUUUCGGGGACACCAAGGAGCAGACGGCAGACACGGCCGACAAAAAGGUUGAUGGGGAGGAUAAACAGGUCGAACAAAACGAAAAGAGCAGCAACGGGGAUGAGGCUAUCAAAUCCGACCUAGACGAGACGCCUCUCCUGCCAGAGGAUUUCGAUCCUGAUUGGGACCGGAAUACUCGAGCCGUGGCAAACACCCGUGCCCUCUUUGAAGGAUUCAUUGGAUACGAGGAGAUUAUUUCGAAGUUUGAGUCGUAUCAGUAUAUGGCUCAAGGAAUGCGUCUAAGAGGCAUUGACCCUCGCCCAUAUAUCCCAUUUACCUAUGUUUUCAAGGGGCCACCGGGAACUGGCAAGACCAGCACCAGUCGUAAACUGGGCCAGAUUUUCUACGACAUGGGCUUGCUUGCUGCCCCCGAUGUUGUUGAAGUAUCUGCUUCGCAGCUUAUCGGAGAAUACUGCGGCCAGACAGCACCUAAAACAGAGCGUCUCUUGGAAUCUGCCCUCGGGAAAGUUCUGUUCAUUGAUGAGGCAUACCGCCUAGCCAGCAGUUCAGGCUAUGCAGAGGAAGCCGUCAGCGAGCUUGUGGACGCGGUGACGAAGCCAAAGUAUUCUCGGAAACUCAUCAUCGUCCUCGCUGGCUAUGAAGAAGACAUGGAUCGGCUCAUGCGCUUCAACCCGGGAAUGAAGAGUCGUUUUGCUACCGAAUUUACAUUCAAGCCACUCCGAGCCGAGCAGUGUCUCGAACAACUUCGGGCAGUAGUCGGCAAAGUCGGCAUCACGAUCCAGAACACCAGGGAAAUGGACUCGGCCACACGUGGUAACCUAAUGGGCACGCUUUCCCGUUUGAACGGCGAGAAGGGCUGGGCCAGCGGCCGAAGUGUUGAGACGUUGGGCGAGAAGCUCAUUGCGCACAUCUUUAAGGAAUGCGCCAUGAAGGGCUACACCGGGGAUGAGUUGAUAGUCACUGGCAAGGAGCUCAUUACCAUUCUUUUCGGUUCAGUUAUUGCCCGCCAUGGCGCUGCAAGAUUCAAUUCAGGGCCCAUGGGCGCAAGGCAGAUCAAGACUCUCAAGGACUUGGAAGGAUAUGAGUAA